ACACGCCUCUUCUUUUUGCAAGCCAUGUGGUUGUCGUUGAUAAAUAAAGGUAUUUGCUGAAUUUUCCCCACUGUUUUACUUUUGCAUACAAAACGCCGACUCUUUGCACAGUCGGAGCAGCCACAAUGUCAGCGGGCGUUGCGAACCUCCAGGCGCAGGUGGAGUCGGUGCUCGGAGCGCUGGUCAAAGCCGCCACGGUGGAGUUAACCAAACUGUUCGAGAGCCGAUACCGAGCAUCGGCGUUGGAUGUGGAUGUGGGCCGCGCUGAGGACAAAGGGCAAAUUGCCGGACUGGAUUGUUUGUCUACUGGGGACACAACACGCAGCAUCGGUGUGCAAGUGGACGAGGACGUUUGUCCGCCGUUUGAGCUUUCUGGCCCCCCUGUCCUUUCAGAUGGAGAUUGUUUGAGGGAGUGCAGGGUGGAGGAGGUGGAGGGGAGUCUCGUCCCAUCAGAAAUCCUUCCGGCUGAUGUUAAUGGCCAAGUUGACCCUGAGGGGUCGCCUCUGAAGGAACAGGUCGUGGCAGAGACUGUAGGUAGGGUAGAGUCGAGCGGGUGUGAAGCAGAGUCUCCAGCUGAUAGGGAUCCUCAAACAGAGGUCGUUUUGCAUGUCUCUGCAGAGACAUGGACAUUGACACACGGGUCCACGCAAAGCUCUCCGGCUAAACAGAAGCCUCUCGUGAUCCAACCAGACACACGCAAUAUCAUUUCUGGGGAGACGGUUAAGUUUGUCUGCCCGUUGAUCCUCAAGCCAGAGUCUCCAGCCCCUAAACCGGACCAUUCAGAGAAGCCCGUUGAAACCGAGCCUCAGCAGGUCUGCGUCAGCACCGCCAAGGGCACCGCCUACAGUCCGUCCCCGUCUGAUGGGGCGGUGACUCCUGCUCCGGUUGCGGUUUGGGAACGGAUCCACACGCCAAAGGAGACGAAGACCAACCUCCACAUGAAACGGAAACUGACUUCUCCCGACCAAAAGCUGACGCGUCCCUGUGCGGUGCAGCUGGUGGACGUGCUCACAGUGCCUGAGUCAGAGAUGAGGCUUCAGGACUGUGCUGCUAAGGGUCCUGGUUGGCCUCUGCCCAAAGACCUCCGGCGCCACCAAGGUCUUCACACUGGCCACCGCCUCUGCUGCUUCACCCCCUGUGACAAUGGCGUCUGGCGGCUUCAGAAGGUGGUCGCCCACUCCCGCGAAGGAUACCCGUGCAGCAUCUGCGGGAAGACGUUCAAGCGGAGGAAGAUUCUCCGGCGGCACGAGCGCUUUCACACUGGAGAAAGACCGUACCCGUGCUCGUCGUGCUCCAAGUCGUUCGCGCUGAGGAAGAGCCUCCGCCGCCACCUGAGGUUCCACACGGGCCAGAGGCCGCACACCUGCACGAAGUGCGGCAAGAGCUUCCGUCUGCGGGAAAAUCUGAAAGCACACCUGAGGUUCCACACUGGGGAGAAGCCUUUCAACUGCGCCACUUGUGGCAAGAUGUUCAGGAUCACAAGGAAUCUGGAGAAACACAAAGAGAGCCCGUGUGGAUUCUUUGUUCCUUCAUUCAGGACAAUCGCGGGCUUGUAGCAGUGGAAUAACAGUCGCCGGUGGAUGGUUGUGGUGGUUGCACGACUUUCUACCUCAGACUGAAAACACUGUAUUGCUGUCAUGACUUUCAUGUAACAUUACGAUUCUUUUUUUGAAGUUAUAGCUAUGAAAGAAAAAGAGACCCUGAUCCAGAUUGAUUCCAGAAAAGUUCUAUUUUAAUGACCAAUAAGAGGGGAUUUUGUGUGAUGGGGGCUUUUUUUUGGAAGCUUAUACUACUGAUGGUCUUAUUUUUCAUAGUUUAUUAUUCCUUGCCAUGUGUUUGCCUCUUGUGAUUGUGGACCAAUGUUUGCGGAACAGUGUGCAAGGGUUGUUCAACUACUUGACCCCUUUUUUUGCAUUCGGCCUUCUGAGAAACAAAUUCUGCAAAAAAUUCCCUCCACCGAACAGCAGGUUUACCACAGAUGUGCUCAAGUACCGGUUGGGACAGUUUGGUUGGGCAACAUAAAAGUCCUCACCUGCCAACCCUUCUGUGUCAUGUUUUUUUUUUAUGCCUUUAGUCUUUUUAUGUUAUGCCUUUUUGACUUUACACCCACGCCUCUUUUAAAAAAGCGUUUGUCUUUGUAUUCAUGCUAUGGUUACUGAACGUAUGUAGACUUCUUUCCUUUCAUAACCGAGAUGUCAAAGACAGUGGUUGUAAUGUUAAAACCCUUUGGAAUGACACACAUACACAUAUGGCCAAACAAAUUUCAUCUUGUGUACUCUUUUUUUUUUUUUUUUUACUGUUUUUUUUUAAAGGUUUUUAUAUUCCUGAAUACAUGUCUCCUAUCAAAUUGUAAAACUUAUUUUACUAGAUAACGGUUUCUCAUGUAUUAUUAAAAAAUAUUUUUUUGUGGCACAUAGAUAGUUAUUUUGUUUCCUCAACGUACCACAAUCGGUAUGGAGGAAAGGUACAACCUUCUAAUAAACCACCCUUUAUAAGAGGUUUUUAUGUCGUCA
Anarrhichthys ocellatus (wolf-eel) is the source of this 2513-nucleotide messenger RNA. RefSeq names its product zinc finger protein 23. The coding region runs from base 126 to 1556 and encodes 476 amino acids. Gene Ontology annotation, biological process: regulation of transcription by RNA polymerase II. The transcript has 4 exons. The record is from RefSeq and is a predicted model, not a curated record. Lineage: Eukaryota; Metazoa; Chordata; Actinopteri; Perciformes; Anarhichadidae. Gene Ontology annotation, molecular function: RNA polymerase II cis-regulatory region sequence-specific DNA binding; DNA-binding transcription factor activity, RNA polymerase II-specific.